AUGGGGAACUCGCUGGUGCGCGUGAACGGCAGGCUGUACGAGGCGCUGGGGCCGCUGGGGGAGGGCGGCUUCGCGCACGUGUACGAGGUCCGGCGCAACGGCCGCCGGGGUGCGCUCAAGUGGACGCGCGGCGUGACGGAGGGCGAGGACCUGGAGCGGCUGCUGCUGGAGAUCCAAGUGCAGCGCCAGCUUCAACAUGCCAACGUGCUGCCGCUCGAAGCCGCCGAGGUGAGAAGGUGCUCGGAGGCUCAGGGCCGCGCGGAGAAGGAGGCGCUCAUGGUGUUCCCGCUGGCGACUCGGGGCUCGCUGCAGACGCUUCUGGAGCAGACGGCGACGCGGGGCGCUGGGGCCUUCACGGAGGCGGAGUGCCUGCACUUCUUCCAGAGAUUAUUGGAUGCAGUGGCGGCGCUGCACGACCUCGGCUUCGCUCACCGAGACUUGAAGCCUAGCAACAUUUUGCUGUCUGAGCACGACCCAGUGCAGCCUCUGCUCAUGGACUUUGGCUCGGUCGCUCCGCUGCGAGUGCAGCUGAGGGGGCCGAAGGACUGCAGGAAGCUGUGGGAGGACGCGGCGAGAUACAGCAGCGCUGCGUAUCGAGCGCCAGAGUUAUGGGACGUUGGGACCGGCGUGGCUGAGCUGGGUGUAGUUGAUGGACGGGCGGAUGUGUGGUCGCUGGGGUGCGUGCUGUACGCGAUGGCGUUUGGCCCGUUCUCUCCGUUUGAGCACCCGCGAGACGGCGUGCAGCAGCUCGCGAUCGUCAACGGCUACGUGAGCUUCCCACACGGCAACAUGCACUGUGGACAGGUCUUCAGUGCGACGUUCACGGCACUGAUCAAGUGGAUCCUCACCCCGGAUGUAGCAGAGCGCCCGAAACUCGAAGGUGUGCGGCUGUGCAUCAACCAACUGCUCAAUCCAGCGCCUCGUAAGCAACCGUCCGUUAGAAUGAGAAGGCUAUCCUCACGAAAGCACCGCCACAGUGCUACUGAGGGUCCGAAGACUUAUCAAGAUCCAGAACAGGAUUGGGCUGAUUUUUCAGCAUUCGAGGAGCCAAAGUCGAUGAACUCAGAGCGUUCGUCGUCCAGAGCAGUGAGAUCACGAACGUCGUCAGCAGUAUUAAAGCCACCGCUAGCGAGUCGCGGUAGCAGCACAAGGAGGGCGUCGGUGACAAGGCAAGCAAGCGCAUCAUCGAUAACUGGGGAUGGAUUGAGCGAUUCCGACCGGAAACGUACUCUGUCACGCACAGGCAAAGAGUUGUGGGUCAAGGCGUUGGAAGCUCAAACUGCAGUCUAA
Messenger RNA from Phytophthora sojae, 1290 nucleotides. RefSeq lists its product as hypothetical. The transcript has a single exon. The record is from RefSeq and is a predicted model, not a curated record. Bases 1 to 1290 code for a protein of 429 amino acids. Gene Ontology annotation, biological process: protein phosphorylation. Gene Ontology annotation, cellular component: cytoplasm. Lineage: Eukaryota; Oomycota; Peronosporomycetes; Peronosporales; Peronosporaceae. Gene Ontology annotation, molecular function: protein serine/threonine kinase activity; ATP binding.